AUGUCUCUCAGCCCUCCUAUCCACAACUUUGCGCGCUCCUUCGACGACGCCGAUGACAUAUCUGCAAGCGGAACAAGUCCAGCCCAGCUAAAUCUUCAACGUCUCUUUGAACAGUCACUCGGCGGAGCUCCAGCGUCCAAAAAGGAUGCGCAAAAACCAGACACCCCCGGGCCGAACUCUGCUGGUGCGCCUCCAAAGGGGAAACCGCGUCUAUUACUUAUGGGACAACGAAGGAGUGGAAAGUCGUCCAUCUCCAGUGUAGUAUUCCACAAGCUUCCCCCAAAUGAGACCCUAUUUCUCGAGUCAACAGCUCGUAUCCAGAAGGAUUCCAUGGCAUCGUUUAUGGAUUUCCAAGUCUGGGACUUCCCGGGCCAGAUCGACGUCUUUGAAAACCCAGGAUUCGAUAUCGAGGCCAUAUUCAGCGAGAUUGGCGCCCUGAUCUGGGUCAUCGAUGCCCAGGACGACUACCUAGAGGCUGUCAUGCGCCUCAACACCACAAUUCUCUUCCUUCAGCGCACCUACCCCAACAUCAACAUCGAGGUCUUUAUCCACAAGGUUGAUGGUCUUUCAGACGACUACAAGCUCGACAUCCAGCGCGACAUAACCAUCCGCAUCCAGGAUGAGUUGUCAGACCAUGGUUUUGAGAACGCACCUGUCACCUUCCAUCUCACCUCCAUCUACAACCAUUCCAUCUUCGAGGCCUUCAGCAAGGUUAUUCAGAAGCUCAUUCCCCGCCUCGGAACGCUCGAAUCCAUGCUCACCAACCUCUGUCGUACGUGCCGUUUUGAGAAGGCAUACCUGUUUGACGUACUCACAAAGAUCUACAUCGCCACGGACAGUGCUACUGCCGAUAUGGCCAGCUACGAGAUCUGCAGUGACUAUAUCGACGUUAUCAUCGAUAUAACAGAGGUCUAUGGCACGUGGCAGCGUAGCGAUGAAGGACGUCGUCGUCUCGAGGGCGAGCCGUGGAGCGCGCCCAUCGAUCAGCAAAUCGGCUGCAACACUGCAGAGAGCUGCCUUGUACUGCACGACGGCAACAAGCCCAUCAUGUUGCGCGAGGUGGAUCGUUACUUGGCUCUCGUUGCUAUCAUGAAGGAGGACUCGUACGAUAGCAUGCCGCUGGUCAAUAUGAAUGUUGAGGCCGUUGUUGAGGGGUUGACUGAAUUCUUCAACAUCACCAAGCCUCGUCAGUGA
This is a messenger RNA of Fusarium sp. VM40, 1194 nucleotides long. Lineage: Eukaryota; Fungi; Ascomycota; Sordariomycetes; Hypocreales; Nectriaceae. The record is from the annotation of a GenBank genome assembly.